AUGACCAUUAAAGGUCUUGGCUUGAAAAAACACACAUCUUGGGCUGGGGGGCAGACGGUGUGCAAAUACGUUUGGGGGAAAGUCGAAAAGCGGCAUUUAGAAAGGGGCAAGCUGAGUAUAUGCUGCCUAGGACGCCUCUCACCCCUACGACCUCCGGGUCAAGGCACCUCACCUCCGGCUAGACCUCUCAUUCGGGAAGACUGGAUGGGGGAUGAAGGAGUACAGCCCAUGGUUCCUCUACAUCUUUGGAUGCUGAGAACUAUGGAACCUGGCAUCUAUGCCAUGGUUUCUCUUGUUGCUUUGUUGCUUUUCUCCAUUUCAAAGCUGUUCAUUGGCAGGCUUUCUACUAGAAGUGCUUACUGGAGGUGUAUUGAUGGUCAGCUAAGGACUUGGUGGUCUGACUAUCAGUAUAAGCUUGAACUAGACAGACCAGUAAGUAAGACCAUAUUAGCAGCUUUUAACAGGCACAGCCUUGAACCAGUCAGUUUGAAGGAUAUAAGUGAAGCUGGACUAGCAACUUUGAAUGGUGCAACAACUAAGCCUAGGCUAGUUGCUUUGAAUGGGGUAGAUAUCUAUAAGGGUGCACUAGUAAUGUUGAACAGCUUAACUGGUAGGAAUAAGGUGACCAUCAGUAAGCCUGGAUUAGUUGCUAUGAAUUGGGUAGCAAUAAGCAUAGUGACUUUGAACAGUGUAGUAAGUAAGCCCAGACUAGAACUGUGGACUGACCUUGCCUCUCAAGAAUGUGUAUCAAGUAAGCCUGGACUAGUGGGCAACUAUAGCCAUAGACUGCGGCAGCACGAUAAACAUGGGUGCAAGUAUUACUGGACUACUGAGCUUCAACAAUCUGGACUAGUAACUUCUCAUAUAAUAGUCAGUCCAAAUAGCAUGGGUGGAUCAGUCUGGCUAGUAGAUCCUACCUCGAGUAGUAAGGCUGGAUUAUCCAGCAUCCAAGACAUUGACAUAGCCAGAGGUGGCAGUGCAAACCCAGCGGCUAUUGGAACCCUAGAGAGCAACCCUAACCCCGGAGUAGGCACCCAGUUCAACAUACAGACCUGGCAACUCAUUCAGCGUACCAGUAUCUCGAAAGCGUCGCUCAUGAUGGGAGCAGAUCUUGAGAGUGGCCAUCGUGAAAUGUCGGUGUCUGCAGCAUUAAUGUCAUCACCUCUAGAAACUGGCGGUCACGUCGGCUCGCGACCCGUUUGGCUCCCACCGUGCAGUGGGCGAAGACGUGCUGCGGGAGGUCGUGGCGGGGUGAGCGGAUUCCCUGCACCGGCAGGGACCCAUGACUCAAACGGGAGUAAUUGCGAUAAGGAGUGGUUUGCGGCGUCCCGUUUGGUGUGCUCUGGCCCUCACGCAGCGGCAGCUGGACCCAUGACUCGAUCGGGAGCAGUUACAACUAGGGCCAAGGUCAAUGUCAUCGGCAAUAUUGUUGCGUCGGGGGCCGCUGACAGGCCUGGUAUUGUGUACAACCUGUACCGCCUCCUCAGAGCGAGUCAGACCUACAAGUUGGUCCGGCGGCGAUCAUCGCUGCGGCUUGCUGUAAACGUGGACUCACCCACGUGGCGGGAUUUUUCGCAACUGGUUUCCGUCCAUGCUUCCUGCCUGCCCAAAUCAUCAUUCCAUCCGCUUGAGCUGGGAUGGAACGAGAAUCUGAACAGAUUCACUACAGUUCUCGUCCAUCCCGGUUUUGGAACGCAUGGCCUUUGGCUUGUUGCUAAGAAGACCUCCACCGCUCUCCCCAUCUCUACGCCGAGGCCCGGGCUUUGCCUCAUUCCCCCGGUCGAUCUUGCAGCGCGGUCAGACAGCCCGGUGCUGGAGUGGGAGCCCCAGCAACCGUGCUGA
Messenger RNA from Epithele typhae, 1842 nucleotides. RefSeq lists its product as uncharacterized. Lineage: Eukaryota; Fungi; Basidiomycota; Agaricomycetes; Polyporales; Epitheliaceae. The transcript has 32 exons. The coding region runs from base 1 to 1842 and encodes 613 amino acids. The record is from RefSeq and is a predicted model, not a curated record.